UCCACUGGUUUUAACAAGAUAACACCCCUCGGCAUAUGUCGCACUUGCAGGAUGCUUCCUGGUUGAUCCUGUGUGUUAUGAAAAUGUAUUAAGAAGCAGAGUGUGGGUGAUCAGGAUGGCCUUUGCGGUGCAGGAGAAGCAGUAUGCUCCCUCCUUGCUAAGUUUCUUCAUCUACAAUCCAAAGUUUGGCCCGAGGGAAGGAGAAGAAGAAAAAAAGAUUCUCUUUUACCACCCGAGCGAAGCUGAAAAGAACGACAAGAUUAAAAAUGUCGGGUUGUGUGAAGCCAUAGUGCAGUUUACCAGGACCUUUAACCCAACGCAGCCAGCAAAAUCAUUGCACACGCAGAAAAAUAGGCAGUUUUUCUAUGAACCAGAGGACAGUUUUUGGAUGGUCAUGGUAGUAAAAAAUCCUGCUGUGGAAAAGCAAAAGGAUGGAAAAGUUGUCUUUGAAUAUCAAGAAGAUGAGCUACUUGACAAAGUAUAUUCAUCAGUGCUCCAGCAAUGCUAUAAAAUGUAUAAGCUAUUUAAUGGCACAUUCAACAGGUCGAUGGAAGCUGGUGGUGUGACGCUGCUGAAGGAGAGACUGGAGAAAUUCUUCCAUCGGUAUCUACAGACAUUACACCUGCAGUCGUGUGACCUCCUCGACGUGUUUGGUGGCAUCAGCUUUUUUCCGUUAGAUAAAAUGACGUAUCUGAAAAUCCAGUCGUUUAUCAAUCGGGUGGAAGAACAUCUUAACCUCGUGAAGUAUACGGCUUUCCUGUACAAUGACCAGCUAAUCUGGAGUGGACUGGAACAAGAAGACAUGCGGAUUUUGUAUAAAUACCUCACUACAUCUUUAUUUCCUAGGCAUCUGGAGCCCGAGCUAGCAGGAAGAGAUUCCCCCAUACGCCCAGAAAUGCCUGGAAAUUUACAGCACUACGGAAGGUUUCUCACUGGACCGUUAAACCUCAAUGACCCGGAAGCAAAGUUUAGGUUUCCAAAAAUAUUUGUAAAUACAGAAGACGCGUGCGAGGAACUCCAUUUGAUUGUUUACAAGGCUAUGAGUGCCUCUGUAUGCUUCAUGGUUGAUGCAUCCACACAGGUUACCCCUGAUUUCUGUCGGAAAUUAGACAGUCUUGUAGGACCUCAGCUCACAGUGUUAGCCUCGGAUAUCUGCGAACAGUACAACAUCAAUCGUAGGAUAUCAGGGUCUGAAAAGGAACCUCAGUUCAAAUUUAUUUAUUUCAAUCACAUGAACCUAGCAGAAAAAAGUACAAUUCACCUUAGGAAGACGCCGAGCGUAUCUCUGACAUCGGUCCAGCCGGAGCUCAUGAAGAUUCUUGGUGACAUUAACAGUGAUUUUACGAGGGUUCAUGAAGACGAGGAGAUCAUCGUUAAGGCUAUGAGCGACUACUGGAUUGUUGGAAAAAAGUCUGACCAACGGGAACUCUACGUUAUCUUAAACCAGAAGAACUCCAAUCUAAUUGAAGUAAAUGAAGAAAUCAAGAAGCUUUGUGCCACACAAUUCAAUAACAUCUUCUUCCUGGAUUAACAUGUGACUCUCUCUUACAAAAUGGCCAGUAAAAGCCUUUUUUGUGUAAUUUGGACAGAAUAUCGGUCAUAUUAUUGACUGGAAUGACUGUUGUCAGGCAAUACUUGCCUUGUAAGAACUUUCUAUCUCUAGGCUCCAGAAAUCAGACCAUUUUUAGAUUUUAAAUAUUUACCUGAACUCAUGAAAAGCGCUUCAAAUCUUGGAACCAUUGUCAUUUCAUCUCUUUCAUUGACGCUGAGAUAAAAAUAAAUAUUCCACUAAUCAUUGUUA
This is a messenger RNA of Spea bombifrons (plains spadefoot toad), 1801 nucleotides long. RefSeq names its product CCZ1 homolog, vacuolar protein trafficking and biogenesis associated (gene CCZ1). The transcript is spliced from 16 exons. The record is from RefSeq and is a predicted model, not a curated record. The coding region runs from base 116 to 1531 and encodes 471 amino acids. Lineage: Eukaryota; Metazoa; Chordata; Amphibia; Anura; Pelobatidae. Gene Ontology annotation, biological process: vesicle-mediated transport. Gene Ontology annotation, cellular component: Mon1-Ccz1 complex; intracellular membrane-bounded organelle.